This is a messenger RNA of Cylicostephanus goldi, 276 nucleotides long. The record is from the annotation of a GenBank genome assembly. NCBI's taxonomy places the organism in Eukaryota, Metazoa, Nematoda, Chromadorea, Rhabditida, Strongylidae.
AUGGCCGUUGGCGAUUGUGCUCCGUGGCUUCGAACGAACUGCUCUUUGAAAGUUGGUGGCGUCAACGUUGGAUGGGGUGCUAUACGGAUAGGAGUCUACCACAAGCACAUGAAAAGAUGGCUGGACAACUUCCCCAUGGACCAGAUCCACAUUGUAGAUGGAGAGCGAUUAGUCGCACAGCCCGCACUGGAAGUCAGCCGAACCGAACGUUUUUUAGGACUUGAGCCAGGUGAGGAUUCACAUUCAAUCGACAAGGUGUCGGUACAAAAUGCUUAA